AUGUCUUGGAUCAGGCGUCUUGAAAACACCGAAUUGCUUGCUCCACACUCCAGAGAUGUUAAGGUGCCCUUCAGUCCGGUGCAGUUGGAGACGCGACAAUACAUGAUGACGAGCAACCCAUUAGCAUACCGUGAUGCUACUACGUCAGCGCGACUUCAUGCCAUCGACACAGCACUUCCUAGGACAUUACUUCCGCUGCCAUCUGUAUCGCAGAACAUUGAGAUAUCACAAUCCUCUCGCAAUAAAACACCAGAUCAUGAAUUAAACGUCAAUCCAGCAUUAUCUCGAAUUCUUGCUACGGACUCGGGUAAACAAUCGCAGCCUCCGUUAUCUCAAGUUCUCGCUGCGGACAAAACAAAACAAUCGCAGACUUCGUCAUCACAAGCUCUCACUGCGAACGCAACAAAACAGUCACAGACUUUGUCAUCUCAAGUUCUCGCUGUGAAAGCAACAAAACAAUCGCAGGCUCCGUCAUCUCAGGUUCUCGCUACAAACGUAACAAACCCGUCGCAGACUGGCGAUCGGUCGUCCCAAGUUCUUGCUACCAACGUAACAAAACAAUCGCAUGCUCACUCGCCUGACGUCGUUACUACAAACUCAACUAAACGUUCGGAGACUCGGUCGUCUCAAGAUCUUACUUUGGACUCAACAAAACAAUCGGAGGCUCAGUUCAAUAUCGCACUACUAAGACCUAUUUAUGGAGACACGGACGAUCUCAUGUGUAUAGACUCGGACCCGCUAUGGGAGGCAGCACGACGGGCAUACUUGCGAUAUAACCAAUUCAGAGCUUGCGUCGAGAGGUGGAAGCCCCAACGGCAAGCAGUUUGA
Molecule: messenger RNA, 828 nt
Organism: Sparassis crispa
Lineage: Eukaryota; Fungi; Basidiomycota; Agaricomycetes; Polyporales; Sparassidaceae
Exons: 6
Coding region: 1-828 (275 amino acids)
Source: RefSeq, a predicted model, not a curated record